GUUCCACCUUCAACAAUCCAAGGUAUAUAAGGAGAGUCCACCCUAUCAUAACACACAGGAUAUCAAAAUAUCAAAUUCCAACUCUUGCAAGCUAGCUUCUACCAAUCUUUCACAACUCUUGUUCAAAGAGAAACAGCUUAUAGGAUGAAGAGCAAAAUCUUGAAGGCACUGCCAAAAGCAGUUUCAGCAGUCACGGUGACAUUUCAAAACCAUCCAUUCAGCCCAGGCAGGGACCACAAAUCAAAGCCUAUCGUAUCCAUGAUUCCCCAUGAAGCUAGAAGAAAAACCCAUGAUAGAGGCAAUAAUAACGACAUUGAUGAAAUUUAUUCUCAAGAACCCACUUCACCGAAAAUCUCCUGCAUGGGACAGAUCAAGCACAAGAAGAAACAAAUCGAAAAAUCAAAGUCCAAGAGCAAGUCCAUGACAAAAGAAGCGAGGAAUGUUGCUAGCAAACAAACAUCCUCAGCUUCCAGAGACAUAGAGGUAAAAAAUCACGUUUCGACGUUUCAAAAGAUGUUAUUAUUCCAUGGGACAAAGCCAAAGUCUGAUGGAAGGAAAUCCAACGCUUCUGCGCCUGGAGAUAUUAACAAGGAUCGUGCUCUUGCUGACGCAGCACGUGCACCGCGCGUGAGUCAGAUGAGAAGGUUUUCAAGUGGACGUGACGCUCUUGGUGAUUUUGAUUGGAAGGUGGCUCAGGUGGCGCCAGAUGAAGAGGAAAUUGAUUACUAUUCGGAUCAUUACAGAGUGGAUAGUGAUGGCGAUGAAGAGGAACAGAUUAUUAUCCCUUUUUCUGCACCCCUUUUGGUUGGUGUUGGAGUUGGUCAUGGGGGUGUGCUUAAUUUGAAGCCACGAAUAGAAAUUAACCUGUGGAAGAGAAGAACCAUGGCUCCACCUAGGCCUCUUCAAUUGGACAGAGCAAACUGAUUAUUUUGUUCAUUACAAAUGAAGAUUAAUUUGUUCUUUCGAUUUUUUUAAUGGCUAUGUUUUUGGUUUUGAAACAUUUUCUGUGCCAAACUGCAGAUUGAUUUAAUUAGGUACAGCAAAAAAAAAAAAAUGUAGUUGGCAACAUGUUGUGAUAGGCAAGUAUCGUAUUGUGAAUGAAUAUAUUAGCAUCAAAAUUCCGAUCUGUAUCCUAGUCAAAUGCCAUUCAUCAAAAUUACCUCCAUGAGCUUAAGUAUAA
This is a messenger RNA of Glycine soja, 1180 nucleotides long. RefSeq lists its product as uncharacterized. The coding region runs from base 145 to 924 and encodes 259 amino acids. NCBI's taxonomy places the organism in Eukaryota, Viridiplantae, Streptophyta, Magnoliopsida, Fabales, Fabaceae. The transcript has a single exon. The record is from RefSeq and is a predicted model, not a curated record.